CCGCUCCCGCACCGAACUAUACACGAUUGUCGCCAUUGUACGAAGCGACGUACGAACGACGGUCGUACGGGAUCGCGACACGGAACACUCGGGACACACGGGACACGGGGCCGCAUGCGAUACUGUUGUACGAUGAUAUCCACAGUUUAGUUUGUAUUGAGCAGUGUUCGUGUAGAGUGACUCUAUGAUUGUAUGAGGGGUGUUUGAAGUCUCGGUGGAUCUAGUUACCAAACACCAGCGGGCACCUGAUGAGGUAAAGGCUCUUGAAAAGUUAAGAAUCCUUGAGAGUAGUGACUUGUCGGUAGUAAAGUGUACUAACAGAUGUACACCCUUUCACAACUCGACUACCAAACGUCGAUGAACUCUGCCGCUGGUGCUAUGUGCGAUCGAGCUGGUUAUGGUAGCACCAUGAGCCACUUCCCCAUGGGCCCAAUGUCGGCCAUGGGAGCCAUCGGCACAAUGGGAGCGAUCUCAGCCAUGAACGGCCAAUCACACCAGAAGAAAUCCCAGGAGGAACACAUCAAGCGACCCAUGAACGCGUUCAUGGUGUGGUCCAGAUUACAAAGGAGGAAAAUUGCUCAGGACAAUCCAAAAAUGCAUAACUCGGAGAUCUCAAAGAGAUUAGGCGCUGAAUGGAAGUUGCUCUCAGAAGACGAGAAGAGACCCUUCAUUGAUGAGGCGAAGCGCUUGAGAGCCAUGCACAUGAAGGAACACCCAGACUAUAAGUACAGACCGCGGAGGAAGCCCAAGACCUUGAGGAAGGAAGGCUAUCCCUACUCCAUCCCCUAUCCCAGUGUACCGAUGGACGCCUUGAGAGCCGGUAUGGCCGGUGGUGGUAUGACCCAGGCCAUGGGUGGUUACUAUGGUGCUGCAUACGGACCUCUGGGAGCGAGUAUGGCCGCAGCAGCAGCGGCAGCGGCGCAGCAGAACGCCAUAUCGGCAGCGUUGACGCCGAACGCACAGGUUGGUUCGUCAAUGGAUAUGUCUAAAUACGGUAUAGACGACAAAUACAGGAGCUAUGGUAUGUAUCCCGACCCGUCCCGGGGCUACUUGGAUUCGGCGGCCCUCUCCAAGGCCUACAUGUACAUGGAUCAACAGCAGCAACGCUCGUAUCCUAUGGAUAUCAGCAAGAUGUACUCCGAGGCCUCGGUGGCUAUGGCUGGAUUGAGCUCCACUGUUAACUCUGCAUCCAGCUUGUCUCCGAGGUCUCCAGCGGAGUCGCCGGAUACAAAGCAGGACCGCCCCGAGGGGUCAACGUCCUCGGGAUCCAAUCCCUCCCCCUCCCUCCCCUACUACCAGUCCUCGGGGCUCCUGAUGCCCCAGUAUCCCGGCCAGUAUCCUCAGAACACCCAAGCCGGUCCGGAGUUCAGGCGGCCGCUCACUGUUAUAUUCUGACCAGACGUCUAGUUAGCCUGAUCGGACUGUUUCACUAGCCACGAGCAGUUCUCACGAACUCUCAGCUUCGAUUGUUAUCAUUGCAAAUUGUUUCUUUUCGUCAUUGUGCUUAAAGUGAAUUUUUAUUUUCACGUUGUUUUGUAUCGUGAUCAUUCUCUGAAGUUCCUUGAUUUUUUUUUCUGUUAUAGUCUAAAAAUUAUAUAGUUUAGAUUAAGAGAUUUAAAUUGUAAAUGAUGUUGUACAUACGGUAACAUGUAACGUGGAGGGGUUAAAGGUUCCAGUGACAGUGAGAGCUGUUAUCAAGGGAGCGCACGUUUUCAGCUGUCAUUGGUGUUUUUAACGUACGUAAAAGUCCAAAUUACAACGACUCUGUAAUUGUAAAUAUUAUAAAUAUUGUUUUAGAUUAUAAAUAAAAUGUGCAUUAAUUAUCGACUUGUUAGUUUGUCUGUUCAACAUAGACUGACGUAGUGUUUAUUUUUAAAUAUUCAAAUCGUCUAUGAUCGCUCGCUGUAUGUUGUAUAUUAACGUACCUUUGCAUUUAUGAAGAUGCCAUAAAUUUUUUAUUUACUUAAAAUAAGUAAAAAAAUAAUUUAAUUUAUAUUCCGAUUUAAAAACACGAGACAAGAGUUCAAACACAAUUAUUAUAUCAAUUAUCGACGGGAAAAUGUAAUUUUGAAUGACAGUAUUGUAAAAUUAACCACGUGUUCAAAAUCAUUGCCAAAACUGUCACCGAAACAUAAAUAUUGAGUAACUAAGCUUAAGGUAAGCUUUCCUUUUAGUGCUUUGUAAAUUAUUUAUAGGAUAAUUAUAAUGUAUUCAG
Molecule: messenger RNA, 2215 nt
Organism: Danaus plexippus (monarch butterfly)
Lineage: Eukaryota; Metazoa; Arthropoda; Insecta; Lepidoptera; Nymphalidae
Gene: Sox21b
Product: transcription factor SOX-21-like
Exons: 5
Coding region: 322-1395 (357 amino acids)
Biological process (GO): cell differentiation; anatomical structure morphogenesis; regulation of DNA-templated transcription
Molecular function (GO): DNA-binding transcription factor activity, RNA polymerase II-specific; RNA polymerase II cis-regulatory region sequence-specific DNA binding
Source: RefSeq, a predicted model, not a curated record